Messenger RNA from Talaromyces proteolyticus, 1203 nucleotides. RefSeq lists its product as uncharacterized. Bases 1 to 1203 code for a protein of 400 amino acids. NCBI's taxonomy places the organism in Eukaryota, Fungi, Ascomycota, Eurotiomycetes, Eurotiales, Trichocomaceae. The transcript is spliced from 2 exons. The record is from RefSeq and is a predicted model, not a curated record.
AUGCCGUCACGAACAUAUCAGAACCGCCCGUCGCCGGCGAGCCAUUCCAGCACCACCUCGAGCAGCGAUGCAUCAGAACAGUCGAAAAGCACCGCACCCACCAUCUACAGCCACCAACUUAUUGUGAAAAACGAAUUACUUCCUUUUUCCACCGGAGAUGCCCGCGACUCCAACUCCACCUACGCCUCAACUGUCUCCUCCUCUGAAGACCUACCCCAAAAACCCCAAUUCGAGGUUGUCGCCGAUCGCCAGGAGGUCUUCCCUACCAAUGCCAUCCCAUCCAACUCAUCCACCUUCGCGGAUGUAUUCCCGUCGGGCCGCCGGCUGCUAAUCCGCCACGACGACUCAACUCUCGACGGGAACAUGAAUCUGCGCAUCGAUACGCUGCUGCUGCACAAAGGGCGCAUGCAGCAAGAAAUGACGCUUUUCCAUUUGCGUAUGCAUGAUCUGCGCAGCCGCACUUUUUCCUUUCGCCGUUACUGCCGGGAUUCGGGCCGCGAGGUUUGUCAUUCAAGGAGGCUGGCCCAUGCAACCCCCUCGUUGGGCCCGGCGUUGCGGAGAUCCUGGAGCAGUGUCUUGUCUGGGAUGCGGCCUGCUUCGAAUGCAGUCCCAUUCCUGCAUAGGCAAGAUUACUCCUCCAAGCGAUCACCAGUAGAUGAGGAGGCGAUAAAUGACGACCUGAACCUAAACCUAGACAGUAAUACGGCCGAGACACUAACAAACUCCAUCCUUCUGGAAUUCUCAAAUUAUGCGCGUGUCGAACUGAGUCGGAUCAACCCCUCCAAGCGCUACGAAUUCGAGUACUGGAGCACAAAAUAUCAAUGGCGCCGGGAAUGUCGCAAGGAAGGCGAUUACAAAGAAAUUUCCUACCAUCUCGUCAACCUCGACACGUCCAAGGUCGUCGCACACAUCGUGCCCGAGGUAUUGACUCCGAUGGAGCUGGUGGAGGAGGAAAGCAAGGGCGGCUGGGUUCCGCCCUGCUCGCUGUGGAUCAGCGAUGCGUCGGUGUAUGAGCGGAUGCAUGAUAUUGCCGACGCCAUCGUCGCGACUGGAGUCAUCGCCCUGGCCGACGACAGCAUCAGACGUCGCUGGCAUAGCAAGAGACAUGUGAUACUGAAUCUCACGCGAAAGCCGUCUUUGAUAGACUCGCUAGGACCGAAACGGUUGAUUGACGAGAUGUUUCACCGCCGCGGGUCGGCUUGA